AACAUGGAACCCAGAAACCAAACAGAUGUAUCAGAAUUUCUUCUUCUGGGAGUGACGGAGGAUCCAGAAUUGCAGCCCCUCCUCUUCUGCCUGUUCCUGUCCAUGUACCUGGUCACCAUCCUGGGAAAUCUGCUCGUCAUCCUGGCUGUCAUCUCUGACUCCCACCUCCACACCCCCAUGUACUUCUUCCUCUCCAACCUGUCCUUUACUGACAUCUGCUUAAGCACAACCACCAUCCCAAAGAUGCUGGUGAACAUCCGGGCACAGAUUCAGAGCAUCACCUACACAGGCUGCAUCACCCAGGUCUGUUUUGUCUUGGUUUUCCUUGGUUUUGAGAAUUUUCUCCUUGCAGUAAUGGCCUAUGACCGCUAUGUUGCCAUUUGUCAUCCACUGAGGUAUACCGUUAUCAUGAACCCCCACCUCUGUGGAUGGUUAGUUCUACUCUCUUUGUACAUUAGCAUCAUGGAUGCCCUCCUCCACAGUCUGAUGGUGUUACAACUGUCCUUCUGCACUGACUUGGAAAUCCCCCAGUUUUUCUGUGAACUCGCACAGGUCAUCAAGCUCGCCUGUUCUGAUUCCUUCAUCAAUACCAUCUUGGCUAAUUUUAUGGCUAGUGUGUUGAGUGGUAUUUCUAUCUUUGGGAUCAUUUUCUCGUAUGCUAAAAUUCUCUACUCUCUUUUGAGAAUGCCAUCAGCUGGCAGAAGAUAUAAAGCCUUUUCUACCUGUGGGUCUCAUCUCUUAGUUGUUUCCUUGUUCUAUGGGACAGGAUUAGGGGUGUACAUUAGCUCUGCAGUUACUGACUCUUCCAGAAACACUGCGGUGGCCUCAGUGAUGUACACUGUGGUUCCCCAAUUGAUGAACCCCUUUACCUACAGUCUGCGCAACAGGGAUAUGAAGGAAGCCUUGAAAAAAAUAAUCAGGUAG
This is a messenger RNA of Lontra canadensis (Northern American river otter), 924 nucleotides long. RefSeq names its product olfactory receptor 7G2-like. Gene Ontology annotation, cellular component: membrane. The transcript has a single exon. Gene Ontology annotation, biological process: G protein-coupled receptor signaling pathway. Lineage: Eukaryota; Metazoa; Chordata; Mammalia; Carnivora; Mustelidae. Gene Ontology annotation, molecular function: G protein-coupled receptor activity; olfactory receptor activity. The record is from RefSeq and is a predicted model, not a curated record. The coding region runs from base 4 to 924 and encodes 306 amino acids.